Centruroides sculpturatus (bark scorpion) is the source of this 864-nucleotide messenger RNA. Its product is annotated as inositol hexakisphosphate and diphosphoinositol-pentakisphosphate kinase-like. Bases 133 to 864 code for a protein of 243 amino acids. Gene Ontology annotation, molecular function: diphosphoinositol pentakisphosphate kinase activity; inositol hexakisphosphate kinase activity; 5-diphosphoinositol pentakisphosphate 1-kinase activity. Gene Ontology annotation, cellular component: cytosol. Gene Ontology annotation, biological process: inositol metabolic process; inositol phosphate biosynthetic process. The transcript is spliced from 7 exons. The record is from RefSeq and is a predicted model, not a curated record. NCBI's taxonomy places the organism in Eukaryota, Metazoa, Arthropoda, Arachnida, Scorpiones, Buthidae.
AUACUACAAGUAAAUUUCUUAAUUCCAGAUACGCCAAGGGAACCAUCUUUAGUUUUAAUAUUGAAAUGGGGUGGCGAAUUAACGCCGGCUGGAAGAGUUCAAGCAGAAGAAUUAGGACGUGUAUUUCGAUGUAUGUACCCGGGGGGACAAGAUGAAGUGACUAUUAAAGAUUUCUAUAAAGAAGGCGAAUAUGCUGGAACCCAGGGUUUGGGUCUGCUGAGAUUACACAGCACGUAUCGUCACGAUUUAAAAAUAUACGCUUCCGACGAAGGCAGGGUGCAGAUGACAGCAGCGGCAUUUGCAAAGGGUCUUCUUGCUCUGGAGGGUGAAUUAACACCAAUUCUUGUUCAGAUGGUCAAAAGUGCAAACACAAACGGUUUGCUGGACAACGAUUGCGAAUCUAGUAAUUUUCAGAAUACUGUAAAGCAGAGAUUACAUGAUGCGAUGCAAGUUGAUCGAGAACUAACAUUAGAAGAUUAUGAGAAGUUAAAUCCCACUCAGGCUCGUUCAAUACAGAAUGCUUUAGCAUUUAUAAAAAAUCCAGUUAAAGCAUGCGAACACAUCUACGAACUCGUUCAAAUGUUAAAUCAUCUAAUUAAAAAGAAGAAAGAGGAUCCUAAAGUACAGGAGUCACCAUUAUAUCACGGCGAAACGUGGGACUUGAUGCAGCGUCGCUGGGCAAAAUUAGAAAAGGAUUUUAAAUUGAAAAAUGAAAAAUUUGACAUUAGCAAGAUUCCAGAUAUAUACGAUUGCAUUAAAUAUGACCUACAACACAACCAGCAUACUUUGCAGUUUACACAUUCAGAAGAAUUAUAUAUAUAUGCAAAAGCUUUAGCAGAUAUUGUCAUUCCUCAGGUAUUAUAA